Molecule: messenger RNA, 978 nt
Organism: Camellia sinensis
Lineage: Eukaryota; Viridiplantae; Streptophyta; Magnoliopsida; Ericales; Theaceae
Source: RefSeq, a predicted model, not a curated record
AUGGCGACGAGAAGUGAAAGGGAACGGUGGUGCUGCAUCGCCGCCGGCGAUCGCCGGCGAGGUGGUCGUUGGAUGGAUUCAAGUAGAGACCCCUUCUUUACCAAUCUUUUACAAGAGGGCUCCAACCUUGACAACCAAUUCAUGAAGUCUCAAUAUCUAAACCAAGUUAGUCAAGGUGCUGGUCAAGAAUCUCAGUUUUCAACCAAAAAAGAAUCUGCUACGAAAAAGUCACGCAAUGGCAACUUUUCUAAAGAAGAAGACAAUUUGCUUAUAUCAGCUUGGCUCAAUACUAGCUUGGAUGCAGUGCAUGGAAAUGAGCAAAAAAGUAAGACAUUUUGGAGGAGAGUUGGGGAGUACUUCCACGAGCACAAAACAUUUAUUAGUGAACGUACUGAUAAUUCUUUGAUGAACCGGUGGUCAAUCAUUCAACUUGGAACCAAUAAGUUUUGUGGGUACUUUGCUCAAAUUGAAUCAAUGCGUAAAAGCGGUGUGAAUGAGCAAGACAAGGAGGUUCAUAACACCUCAUUUCCAUUCAAACAUUGUUGGAAUGUGUUGAGGCAUCAACCAAAAUGGUUUGAGACGUACCAAAAGAAAAAUCCAAAAUGGAGUCGAAAUUCCACAUCUUCACCUUCAACACCAGAGUCAGUCAAUCUAGAGGAAAAUGAGAUCUCACGAGAUACACAUAUACAAUUGGAGAGACCAAUUGGCAAGAAGAAAGAAAAAGAAAGGCUGAAAAAAUUGAAGAGCCAAGAUACUACAAGUUCUCCAAUUGUAGACUUGCUAAUUGGCAUGAAAGAAGAGAAAAAGAAAGGAACUGAGAAAAAACUUGAAAUGCUUGAGAAAUCAUAUAUUAUUCAUGUUGAAAAAGCUGAAUUGGAGAAAUUGAAGGAAAAAAAAGAGAAUCAUAAUGAUGGAUACGAGUGGGAUGUCCCCAAUGCAACAAGAGUAGUAUUAUCAGCGUCAAAUGGAAAUCAUUGA